GUCCACCACCUGAUCGAUAGUCUCGUUCCCGUCACCAGUGAUUACAAUCACAAGUCAUUCGCGGAAUAUAUCAUUAAUUUUGUGGUAAAUGUCUUGCAAUUAGUGUUUGUUUUGUCGGCACUCGUGUCGACAGUAUUUGCGGCCAAAUAUCUACUGAAGAAGUGGUGGCGACGACCACUGAUACCUCACUUCGAGUCCAUUAUCACCAGGAAGUCAUUGUGUGUAACGGCAGUGAUUGGUGUGAUAGUGGUGUGCAUUGCGUGGAAAUGGCGUCAAAAGUAUUUGAUUGAAUUGAGUCGUAAACAGUGUUAUGUCUUACAGACACCACACGAGUGUCUCAACCGUCACAACGAGCUGACGUUCGUGUCGUGGAUCAGACAUUACAUGUAUUCAUACGAACAGCGCCGACACGACUACUACCGGGCCGUUACUGUCGACCCGUUUUGGGAAAUCAAUCCGUUGACAGUCAUCAGCGAACUCACCGCUGAACUCGUCUUAACGCCACUCAAGAGUUUGGGGCACUUUUCUGGUCUAUUCAUGUCAUCGUAUUUCAGUCAUAUUCCCAUAUAUUUAGUGAUCCCUGUCUUCAUAUUCCUCUGCUUUUGCACA
Messenger RNA from Oppiella nova, 609 nucleotides. Lineage: Eukaryota; Metazoa; Arthropoda; Arachnida; Sarcoptiformes; Oppiidae. The record is from the annotation of a GenBank genome assembly.